GCAAGAAAUUUCUAUUCUGUAGACCAUCAUUUUUGAAUGGAAUGCAACUCGAUAGGUAUAACGAAGAACUACAACUAGCAUUCGAAUUCCAUGAGAAUGCACGAUCAGAAGAAGCAGGAUAUAUGCAAGGAGCAAG
This is a messenger RNA of Funneliformis geosporum, 136 nucleotides long. Lineage: Eukaryota; Fungi; Glomeromycota; Glomeromycetes; Glomerales; Glomeraceae. The record is from the annotation of a GenBank genome assembly.